GAGCUCUCCAGCAUCCUUUGCUUUGCGCGCAGCUGGCGCGCUCCUGAGCCAAUCAGAGAGUCUGAUAUCUGCUCAGCUUCACAGAACGGGACAUUAACUGUGGGCUUGAGAUGGAGAGAGGCUUUAAUCAUUUUGGAUCAAUUAAUUUGUGGCGAUGCGUGUUUAGCAACAAAAAACUCUCUGUCUGAAGAAAAGGUCGGUGAAUAUGAGGGACGUGUCUGUUUGCUCAUCGUGGAACCAAAAGGCCGACUGCAGGAUGUUGCAGGACGUGAGUUCACAGCGGCAGGAGAACAUGCGCAGUACUUCAUGAAGGAGUGUUUCAUGAUAUUUGGUAUUAUCUCACAGGCUGCUCGUUCUGUUUCUCGCUGCAUGCCAGUGUCCCUCUGUGUUUUAUGUGCAACCAUUUAAUAUUCAAGGGCCAUCAUUUGAGAAAUCCUGACAUUUUCGCUGCGUCUCACGGUGGCGUUGUCCUCCAGCAGACGCUGUCAAGCCAAAAGUGGGACUCAUAUAUCUCCGUUGAGGUGUUUUGUGGCUCAGCUUGCAUGCAUUCUGCAUAAUAAUAUCAGGCUAAUAUAGAGCCUGUUGAUCUUCCUGGCAGAGCAUAGACGUGUCGGGCUCUGAUGUGUAUUCUUUGUACUUCCGCCCAAAAAUUGGGUUUCCCAAAGAAGAAGAAGAAGAAGAAGAAGGAGGAAUGGGAAAUAUUUUGUUGAAGAAGAAAAAGACAAACAUGGCUGUGAAGUUGUUGUAGUAGCAUGCAAACAAAAUAAUGAACAAAAUUCAUUUUGUUUUUGUUUCGUUUUUAUUGAAUGAAGGAAGAAAUCAGGAAGAUGGAUCAGUGCAGCUGCUUAACAGAUAUGGUCCAAUUCACGGAGAUGUGGCUUUCCAAAUAGUCCUACAGUAUAUCCAUUAUAUACACUCUAUUAAAACCUGCUUAUAAUUACCGUAUUAGAUCAAAACCUUGUUUUUUGGCCGGUGGGUGGCGACUGAGCGAUGUGAAAUUAAAGAUAUCAAGUUGAAAUUAAAACUUCCAAAUAGUAUUCCAGGAAAGUUAACCAAUAUGCAAUAUGCAUGGUCUUAUAUCAGUGUCCUUCUCUAUAUGGAGUUAUGUAACCUACAUUGGAUAUUUAGUACAGCUGGUGGGCUACAGCUGUGGAAACACAAACAAUAAGAGUUGCUGUUAUCACAGCUGAGACUUAAAGUCCAAUUGUGGGUCCAAAGGAGCGAAAGAAUAGACUGCAGCCAUGCCGACUCUUUGGAUGUUGGUGUUUGAUGAUUGAUGUUGAAGAGUUAUAUAGGGAUUCAAAUUCAAGGCCGUUCUUUUCUCUAAUUGCGUACAUGCGCCUCCACCUCCUCCAUCCCAACCAAGGAGGUUAUCCGGAUGGGGAAGGUGUAGGAUAACCUGGGUUAGCUAUUGCUGCAAGGCCCCUGUUGGCCUCCACCUACCGGCCUGGCUGCUUAUUUAACGGACACAUCUCCCCCAGCUCUGCACUCCUUCCCACUGUUCCCCUGCAGUUUGUUCUUUCCUCCCUGCAUGGCAGAUGUGAUCCUCUCCCUCGCAGCCCUGACAGCUAUCACUACUUUCUGCCAGUGAAUUGUGUCUUCCUCUCAGUUUCAGGGUCAUGCAAUUAUAAUUAGUCAUGCAAGAUGCCUAAUUAUUUGAGUGAUAACUUGUGUGUUAUCAGAAGUUCUCACUUCCCCCCUCUGCAUUUUUUCCUCUCCCUAUGGUGAGCCAGUACACUGUAGGUGUUUUAUGGUGGGGUGGGUUAAAGUUUAAUGACUUGAAUAGUUACACAUUAAGAAGCAAAGUAGGUCUAUUACUCAUUUGCUGCCGCAGAACGCAGCAAACAAACGCACACAGCGCCGCUGACGUCCCGAGAAAAAAGACAAGGCGUUAAAAUAAACCAUCUACUGUUCCUACGCUGUGAAUAUGGUAAAGGUAACGAUAAUAGUGGCACUGGCGAUCCUGCUGUUGGCGUCAGUGGCCACGUUCGUGGGUGUCUUCUUCGGUAUGGGGGCGAGGAAGCAGCCGGGUGAGCAGGUGUACUUGAAGGCGGCUGUGGCGGCGGACGCUGGGCCUUGUUCCGAGGUCGGCAGAGACAUUUUGGUGAAAGGCGGCUCCGCAGUUGAUGCCUCCAUCGCCGCGUUACUGUGUGUUGGGCUCAUGAAUGCUCACAGCAUGGGCAUCGGAGGAGGACUUUUCUUCAACAUCUACAAUGCAAAAACUGGGACGGUUGAGACCAUCGAUGCCAGGGAGACGGCGCCACGCAAUGCAACAGAGAACAUGUUUGGCAACAGUACGGAUCUUUCCCAGAAAGGAGGGUUGUCUAUCGCUGUACCGGGGGAGAUUCGAGGCUAUGAGAUGGCACACACACGACACGGCAAACUGCCUUGGAAAGACUUGUUCCAGCCAAGCAUCAGUCUUGCAGAAAAAGGUUUUCCUUUGGGCCGAGCACUUGCCUCAGCUUUGUCCCGCCAUAAGAAAACGAUCGUCACAGACGAAGCACUGUGUGAAGUGUUUUGUGGGAAAAAUGGCGACGUCCUGAAGGAAAAUGACACCAUCAAAUUUACCAAGCUUGCAGAAACUUAUAGGACAAUAGCAGAAAAGGGUCCUAAUGCUUUCUACGAAGGACAACUGGCUCAGAACCUUGUGUCAGAUAUUCAGGCAGCAGGCGGUCUCGUCACAUUGGAGGAUCUGAAGGAUUAUGUGCCCGUCUUGGAUGAGAAGCCUCUAAGGGUGAAUGUGGGGGCGUACACCAUGGCUGUUCCCAAUGCCCCCGCUAGCGGCCCCGUGCUCUCGCUGAUAUUAAACAUCUUGAAUGGGUACAACCUCACCUCAGAUAGUGUGGCAACCACGGAGAAAAAGAUCCUGACCUACCAUCGUGUUGUGGAGGCUUUUCGUUUUGCUUAUGCAAAGAGGACCUUACUCGGGGACCCGGUGUAUCUCAACAUCACAGAUCUCAUCCAGAACAUGACUUCGUCUUUCUACGCCGAUGGCCUGCGUGAAAAGAUCACCGAUGGAUCCACACAUCACAUGAACUAUUACGAGCCCGAGUUUUACCUGCCUGAAAACCACGGCACCACCCACAUCUCCGUAGUAGCAGAAGACGGAAGCGCCGUGGCCGCCACCAGCACCAUCAACCAAUAUUUGGGCUCUAAAGUCAUGUCGAGAUCAACAGGGAUAUUACUCAACAACGAGAUGGACGACUUUAGCUCCCCGCUCAUCACAAACGGCUUCGGAGUGCCUCCUUCCCCCAACAACUUUAUCAGGCCAGGAAAAAGGCCAAUGUCUUCUAUGUGUCCAACCAUCCUCCUCGACAAAAACAACAACGUUAAGAUGGUGGUCGGAGGCUCAGGAGGAACUAAAAUCACCACCUCAAUCGCUCAGGUGAUCCUCAAUGCGCUGUUCUUCGACUACGACCUGGUUAAAGCCGUGUCGGAUCCGAGGCUCCACAACCAGCUGAGUCCCAACGCCACCGUCGCAGAGCCGGCCUUUGAAAAAACCAUCCUGGAGGGUUUGGCGUCGAAGAACCACGAGACAGAGUUCCUCAAAUCAUCGGGAGCAGUUGUGCAGGCGGUGGUUCGCUAUGAAGACGGACUCCACGCUCAGUCAGAUCCUCGCAAGUGGGCGUACGCCGCAGGGUACUGA
Molecule: messenger RNA, 3646 nt
Organism: Gasterosteus aculeatus aculeatus (three-spined stickleback)
Lineage: Eukaryota; Metazoa; Chordata; Actinopteri; Perciformes; Gasterosteidae
Product: glutathione hydrolase 1 proenzyme
Biological process (GO): glutathione catabolic process; regulation of inflammatory response; regulation of immune system process
Cellular component (GO): plasma membrane
Molecular function (GO): glutathione gamma-glutamate hydrolase
Source: RefSeq, a predicted model, not a curated record